Porites evermanni is the source of this 5713-nucleotide messenger RNA. The record is from the annotation of a GenBank genome assembly. Lineage: Eukaryota; Metazoa; Cnidaria; Anthozoa; Scleractinia; Poritidae.
GUGAGUUGCACAGAACCAGAGACCAGUACAAGUCAGGACACCACUCUUGUUCUAAAUGUAAGUUUUUCUUCACUGUUGUUGAUAUACAUGUAUCCCUUUUUUCUGCCCAUGACUCUGUGAAAUACACUCUGAUACAUAUUAUGCCCAGACAAAUUAUUAACACCAAGUAUUUUUUAUAGGUGAGUUGCACAGAAUCAGAGACCAGUACAAAUCAGGACACCACUCUUGAUCUAAAUGUAAGUUUGUCUUUAUUGUGGUUGAUGUGCAUGUAUCCCUUCUUUUCUGCCAAUGACUGUGUGAAAUACACUCUAUGAUACAUAUUUUGCCCAGACAAAUUAUUAACACCAGGUAUCUUUUAUAGGUUAGUUGCACAGAAUCAGAGACCAGUACAAAUCAGGACACCACUCUUGAUCUAAAUGUAAGUUUUUCUUUACUGUUGUUGACGACUGUACAUGUAUCCCUUUUUUCUGCUGAUGACUCUGUGAAAUACACUCUGUGUUACAUAUCUUGCCCAGAUAAAUUAUUAACACAAGUUUUUUUUUUAGGUGGGUUGCACAGAACCAGGGACCAGUACAAGUCAGGACACCACUCUUGAUCUAAAUGUAAGUUUUUCCUCACAGUUGUUGAUGUACAUGUAUCCCUUUUUUCUGCCAAUGACUCUGUGAAAUACACCCUGUGAUACAUAUCUUGGCCAGAUAAAUUAUUAACACAAGUUUUUUUUUUUAGGUGAGUUGCACAGAACCAGGGACCAGUACAAGUCAGGACACCACUCCUGAUCUAAAUGUAAGUUGGUAGUCAUGUUCCAUGAAUGGCAUGACAGUAAACAUGUAGUCCUGACAGCAGUCUGGAACCACAUGCAAGCUAAAUUCAUGCAACGAAUGAUAACAAGCUAAUACAAAAUUAUAUCAAGGUGCAUGUUAUAACCUUUGGAGGUCUCCCUGAUUUACAUGUAAUAUUGAACUACAUGUACAUGCAUUUAGUUAAAAGACCUACUUUAGAACUUCAAUUUCACAACUCAUGGCAACUGGUAUUCAGAUCUUGUGUGACAAAAUGGCUAAUGUUAAUUUUUUAAAGGUACAACAUAAGUCUGUGCAAACCCUAACUGACUCGACACAAAGCAAACUACUACGAGAAACAGAGGUUCUGCAAGGGAAGCUUGCAACUACACGUCAGGCCCUCCAGAGACAGACUGCAAAAAAUAAAUACCUCAAGAAAAAAGGUAGUGUAAGAUAAGACUUGACAAGUGUAAUUCAUGACUUAUACCAUCAUAAUGCCUGCGCAGCAGUCAAUCAGAGCACCUGUACUAUUGUAACCAUAAUUAUAAUAAAAUAAUGUUCAGAACAAAUAGGUAGUGAGUAGUGAGUUUUUUCUGGCAUAUUUUUGGGGUCUAUUUAUGUUUUGAAGUAUUUUUCAGGGUUGAACAUUUUCAUGCCUUGGUAUUUUUAGGCCAUUUUUUCAGCUCUUGUGACAUGCAUUGCUAUCUUUUUCACCUAAAGUGCUUCUCUACUAACCCAACAUAACUAUUUUAUUUGUUUCCACUUUUAGUACAACAACUAUCAAAGAAACUGAAUGAAACUGAAGAGAGUGAAAGGAAAUUGAGUGCUGAAGAGCAGGAGGGGGAAGAGGAGGAAGAGGGGGAUCUAGAAGAGGAAGAAGAUCAAUACGCUGAUGAGGAAACCGAUACAGAAACAAUUGAAGAAGAACCUGAUUUUACUUCUGGAUCCAACUAUGAACCAGCCAGUGAGAGUGAGGAGGAUGGCGACGCUGGGGAUUCAGAUAUUGACGAAGUUUUUAAAUCGACCCGGUUAGAAGACAUAAUUUUUUUGCUAAGUGAUAGCUGACCACCAUUCCUUGAUAUUGAGAAUAACAAGCUUGUAUACAAGGGUCACCUAUUGACGAUUGUAGCUGAAGCCUUUAUAUUUGCUUUCAGAGUCAAAUCACCAAAAGAUGGCAACCUUAGGACCGAGCCGAAAUUCAUUGUCUUUCUAUCACAGCUGAUGUUGCUGUUCCAGUCGUGCCACGUUUGCAAGGGCAAGAAUCCACCAGAAGUUGAAGCUCAACAGAUUGGCACCAAAGCUGUCAUCACCACUGUCUGCACAAAUCCAGGAUGCUGUGCAGAAUCUACAUGGCACAGCCAGCCAAAUAUGCCAGGCACGAAACUUCCUGCUGGGAAUUUUCUUCUUUGCAUGUCCGUCCUGUUUGCUGGUGGUUCAAUAACAAAAAUAAGACAGAUCUUCAACCAUAUGGGUUUGGCAUGUGUAUCAGUGAACACCUUCUUCAAACAUCAAAGAGUGAGUUAAAAUUAACAUUUACCUUGUGUUGUGAUGUGCUGAAACCAAAAAAGAAUCAUUAUUCUUGGUUUGCAACCAUGUGACAAAGCUGCCAUGUUAGAUGACAAAACAAUAUAAUUUUUUUUACAGAAUUUGCAUGAAAAAAGAGUUUAGUUCCCAGGGAAGAGAUACAAUUUUGUUCUUGUAAUCCAGCAUGGCCGCCAUGAUGUCAGCUGCAAACCAGCAAUAACAUUAGUUUCGUCUCAAUUUGUAACAGAGCACCUGUUCAUUAGACAGGUCUGUAAUAAAAAAUAUUAGAUAAUUUUUUUAUAUUAGUAAACUCAAUUCCCUCUUUGUUCUGAAAAUAUUUGGUGUUUCAUUUUUUCAUACUUUUCAGAGUCAUCUGUUCCCUACUGUGCACCUCUUCUGGAAAGAUUAUCAAACCAGGCUACUGGCAAAGCUGAAGGAUCUUGGUACUGGCCUUGUACUUGCAGGCGAUGGGCGUCACGACAGUAUGGGGCACUGUGCCAAGUUUGGUGCAUACACCAUAUUAUGUUGUACAGCCAUUCCAUCCAUAAUCCAUUUUGCACUUGUACAGGUAUGCACAACAUGGAUGGCUACAAUAAUAUUAUCUUUUUGAGCAAAGCAAAAAAUUUCUGCUAGGUUUACAUUCUUUGGUCCACAGUAAAUUUCAAAGUAUUGUGCACACAUGCAAUUAUUGCAAAGUGGUUAAGGUAACUAAACCAAAUUAUGUUGAUAUUUUGCUUUUUCAGAGGAAUCAAGCUGGCAACAGCCCUGCAAUGGAGUUCAUGGGUUUUCAGCUGUGCAUGAACUUCCUUGCUGGAUGUGGCAUUGUAAUAACCACCUUUAUCUCAGACCGUCACACCCAGAUUGCAGCCUACUUCAAGACAGUCCUCAAACACAUCACACAAUACUUUGACCUCUGGCAUUUAAAGAAAAGUGAGAUUAAAACUUAGUCAUCUACCCUGACUCCAACAGCUCCCCAUUGUGUUUUGAGCAGCAACAUGUCUUACUUAGAAAUCUUGAGAAAACUUACAGAAAGCCUAUGGGUCAAGCCUCGAUGACAUUAGUUAGAAUUUUUAUUUAAUAAUCUAAUAACUUCUCCGUUGCUUUUACAUGUAUAACAGUUGUUGUCAUAAGCAGUUAUAACAUCUGUAUUUGAUUUAAUCAUUGAAGAUUAUACCCUUACAACAAUGCACAUGUCAUAUCCAGUUCACAUUAUUAUAGUACUGGGUUUGAGGUUUUAGCUAGAAAACAGCUAUGUAAGUAAUAAUAACAGUUGUAGGAGGCAAAAUAGGCUUUGGUUUGACCCUCUCUUCAAUAAAUCAAUAAUUUUUGUGUUUUUAUUAAUUUGUAAACAGAGAUCAAGAAACUAAUUUCAAAACUUGCAAAAGAGAAAGACAAUGAGCAGCUCAAGGAGUGGAUAAAGCCAUGCACAAACCAUCUUCACCGGAGUGCUACAACCACACCAAGUGGAAAUGGAAAAAUAAUCUGGGCUAAGUUUAAAUCAUUCCUAAGCCACAUUGUUAACAAACAUUCAGACUUAGACGAUCCUCUCUUUAAUAAAUGUGCCCAUGGAGAGAUUAAUGAUAGGACAUGGCUUCAGACAGGUGAGAAAAUCUCCCACUCUAACACUUGUGAUGGUCAGUUGUUUUCUAAUGUGGUUUUGAUUUAGACUACAAGUAGUCUUUCUUUUUUUAGCCUGCUAAGUGAAAUGCACAAGACACAAAAUGAUUUAGUGUGUGACUCAGCUUGAUGCUCAUACCUUUUCCUCAUUAAAUGUGAAGAAGAGAAAAAGGAAAGAAACUGCUCGCAGUCAAGUUUGAUUUCUUUCAUGUUGUUAAAUCAAUAUCCCUAUUUUAUAACUCAUUCUUUGCUUCUGUGAGAGUGUAGCAAAUUUUACUCAAAUACACACUGUUAUUAGUUCUGAUCAUUACUGUUUUUGUCUUCAACAGAUGACAAAGCCUAUGAAAGGUUAUGCAAAGUGCUGACAACUAACAGCCUGAAGAAGGGGAUUCAACAGGCAUCACCAAUCGACCAAACAGAUUGCUUGGAAGGGUUCCAUUCUGUACUAAAUCAGUUUGCCCCAAAGAUGAUUGCAUAUUCUUAUGUUGGGAUGCUUUGCAGGUAGUUGUAAUACAGGCAUAUCAAAGGGGAGGGCUGCGAUAGGUGUACUUCCUUCAGAAACAGCUUUAUCUCCUUUUCUUCGGAAUAUUUUUAUUAGUAUAAUCUGGACAGUUGCCAAUAAAAAUUAAUGUUGUUAUGGCAGUGCAUCCCACUAUGCAAAUAAUGGUACCCUACUGGCUGCGAACAUUUCAAGUACAAACAUUGUGUAAUUUUUUAAUCUGUUUUCCAGGCACAUUCUAGCGGCACUUCACUUUAACUACAAUUUACGUAGAGAAGCAAAGACGAAUCCAGAUGGGACAGAAAAAGUAAAAGUUAGCUACCCAAAAUACAAGAAUGGGGAAGCAACCGUCAGGAGUGUCAAGAUAGAACAGAAUUUUGGUUUGCUGAGUUUGUUUUAUUUAAAACAUGUAUCUUUUCCUGUGUUCACAAUCGCAGUGUAAACAUGAUUCAUCAAAACUUGAAUCCUUUCUAACUUGGAGCCACGGUAGCAACAACACGUACAAACAUUCAACCAGAAAAUUUAAGGUUGGCAAAGAAUAACCUGUUGACAGUCAAUAGAAUUUAAAAUUUGCCAAAAUAGCUGAGAUAAUUUUAGAAUCAUGUUUUGGUGCUAGUGUGAACACAGCUUUAGACAAACAAAGAUUGCUUUGCCUAUUUCUAUUCAUUGGUGCACUUUUUAAAUAAAGUUUAAUUAACUACAGCAGACAGAAAUAUUUGGCAUAUUUCGGUUUUUUUAGACUAUGUUGAGGAGCUCUACCAGUUUUAUCUAAAAUCCAGCAAGGAGGACCUGGCUAGUGCUGUGGAUGAGCUCAAGGAGAUGACCCCACAGCCAAUGCUGUCAAUGUUUGAAAAACAACCCAAGGAAGCUGCUAUCCAAAAGCGGAGCGAAAGGAGGAGAAUGGUAACAAAGGAGGUCCCUCCUACAGUGGAAGGUAAAUAAAUACAUUUGAUUAAAAAUUCACUUUUUUAGUGUACAUGUCCAAUUCUUGGUUAUACAAAGAGGAGUGAAUCGAACAACAGAGAAUACUAUUCACUGUAGUGCUUUCUAUUUCUAAGACCAGAAUGGCUGCCAUUUCAUUUGUUCCUGGUUUGCAAACCAGGAAUACAAUAAUAUUAUUCUUAUUCAUUCUGUUGGCUAAUAUGAGUUGAUUUUUCUGCUCUCAGCUCCUGUAGAACAACCCGAGGGAAGAACAGGGGCCCAGACAACAGCAAGAAAGGAAAGACGAUGCAGAACAUGCAAAGAACCCCUCAAAGGUCACAAGAAUGUGACCCAUUGCCCUAAAAACCAAAAGUAG